UUUGUGAUAGUCAUUGCUAACGUUUUCCUUAGCUUUGUUUGACUGUGCAUGACACGGAGGAGUAAGCAAUCACCGCUUAUCCCCGUAGAUCCGGAGUUAAAUAGAACUUUGAGGAACGUAAGAAGGCUCCUACAAGGCACGCCGGAAUUUUCUCUAGCUUAUACGGAUUCCGAGUCGGAGGAUAAUCUUGACAACGAGCAAGAGAUGGCCAACCCACCGCCUCCUCCACUUCUACAAGACUAUGACCACCCCGAUGCAUUCCAACUUCGGAGUGGCAUACUUCUUCCCACCACCAAUGCAAACAACUAUGAGUUCUCUCCUCAACUCAUAAGGAUGAUCCAAAGUGAACAGUUCGGGGGGAGUGCAAAUGAGUGCCCUCUAGCUCAUUUAGACAACUUCCUUGAGUUGUGCACUACCAUCAAGCAAAACAACCUCACGGAGGAAUUCAUUUGGAUGCAUAUGUUUCGGUUCUCUCUUAGGGACAAGGCUAAGUGUUGGUUGAGGUCCGUGAAAGAAGGAUCCUUAACAACAUGGGAAGAGGUUACCAAAGCAUUUCUUGGGAAGUUUUGUCCGCCCGAAAAGACCGCGGAAUUGAGAAGGAAGAUUACAAGCUUCACUCAAGAGGAUGAUGAAACCUUAGGUGAAGCAUGGGAAAGAUUCAAGGAUCUAAAGAGGAAGUGUCCACACCAUGGGUUGCCUUUAUGGAUGAUUAUUCAAAGCUUCUACGACGGUCUCACUCCUACCUCAAGGGCCAAUCUUGACAACGGAGCCGGUGGUAGUCUUAAAAAGCUACCGGUGGAAGAAGCCGAGAAUAUGAUUGAAGAAGUUGCAAGGCAUUACGCCUAUAGAUAUGAUAGAAGAGAAAGUCAACCGAAGAAGAAAGGUAUGCAUGAGUUGAGUGCAAUAGAUCUCAUUGCCUCAAAGUUUGAUAUGCUAGCUCACAAGCUAGACCAAGCAACCUCCUCAAGCGGUACCUCCUCUUCACAACCACAACCACAAGUCAUGUCUUGUGAGACUUGUGGGGGUAAUGAUCACAUGGCUUCAUAUUGCAAUGCUACUAAUGAGCAAGUUGCGGCCAUGAACCAAAGAAAUGAGCAACCUUUCAAUCAAGGUUGGAGGCAACAAAACCAAGGGUGGAGACAACCCAAUCAAAACCAACAAUCCAACUACAACAACCCUCCUCAAAACAUCUACAACCAAAAUCAACAAAAUCACCAAGCCCCAUACCGCCAUCCAAACCAACAAAGACAGCAAUUCAACCAACAACCUCCUCCACCCCAAAAGACUUCCCUUGAGGCCGCUCUUGAGUCUUUCAUAAAUCAACAAGGGAAGAGCAAUGCAGAAAUGAGCUCCAACAUCCAACAACUUCAAGCGCACAACAAAAUAAUUGAGAAUCAACUAGCUCAAAUUGCACAACAAGUUGGGAGUUCUACCUCCAAUGCUAGUGGUCAAUUUCCAAGCUCAACGGUUGUGAACCCAAAGGAGCAUGUCAAGGCUAUCACAUUGAGGUCCGGGAGAGGGUAUGAAGGUCCGGUAAUGAGUGAAGAUGUGCCACAAAAGAGAGAUGAGGGUGUGGAGGUGAGAAGUGAGAAUGAUGUUGAAAAUGAGGUGGUAGAAGUUGAGAGAAAAGAAAAAGAAAAGAGUGUUGAGGGAGACACAAAGAAAGGAGAGGGAGUUGAAGUUGAAGUGGAGAAACCCCCAAUGAGAGUCUACAAGCCACCUAUUCCUUUCCCUCAUAGGUUGGUAGAGAAAAAAUUGAAUGAGAAGUUUUCAAAGUUCCUUGAGGUCAUGAGAGGGCUCCAAGUGAACAUUCCCUUUCUUCAUGCUAUGUCACAAAUGCCUACAUAUGCGAAAUUUUUAAAAGAUCUCUUGUCCAACAAAAGUAGGCUUGAAGAGAGUGCAACCAUCUCCCUUCCAAUGGAGGUGAGCGCAAUCAUUCAAAACAAGCUUCCCCGAAAGCUUGGUGACCCGGGUAGCUAUGCAAUUCCGGUGAAGAUUGGAGAUAUGGAAGCCAUGGAUGCUCUUUGUGAUCUUGGGGCAAGUGUAAGCUUGAUGCCCUUCUCAAUUGCGAAAAAUUUAAAAGUUGGUGAGAUGAAGCCAACAAGAAUCUCAAUACAAUUAGCCGAUCGUUCGGUUAGGUUACCAAUGGGAAUACUUGAAGAUGUACCGGUACAAGUGGGAAGAGUUUUUGUACCUUGUGACUUUGUGGUGAUGGAAAUGGAGGAGGACAACAAGGUUCCUCUCAUUUUGGGAAGGCCGUUCUUGAACACGGCGGGAGUGGUAAUUGAUAUGAAACAAGGCAAGCUAACAUUGAAUGUGGGAGAUGAGAAAAUUUCUUUCUCAUUCUCGCAAGCCAUGAGGAAGCCUAUGUAUGAGGAUAUCAAUAGAAUCGAUACUCUUGACCGAGAAGUGGAGGAAUUGAAGAUGAUGAACAAUAGCAAAGAUACUCUACAAGCGAUCCUCACGGAAAGUUUGUACAAUGAUGAUGAUGAAGCUAAGGGGUACAAGUUGUUGCUAGACCAACCCCUACAUGGCAAGGCAAGGGAGUUUGAAGCACUUAAGGUGGAGGUAAAAGAGGAGAGGUCUACGCCUCCUCCUAAGGUUGAACUUAAACCCCUUCCCCCUUCACUUAAAUACGUUUUUCUUGAUGAUAAUGAGACUUAUCCCGUUAUUGUCAAUACCAACCUUGAUGACACUUCCCUUGAGAAACUCCUAGUUGUGUUGAGGGAGUAUAGGAGUGUCAUUGGGUAUGCCAUUGAUGACAUUAAGGGGAUAAGUCCCACGAUAUGCAUGCACAAGAUUUUGCUUGAUAAUGAUCAUGACUCCUCAAUUGAGCACCAAAGAAGGCUCAACCCCAACAUGAAAGAAGUUGUUAAAAAAGAGGUUUUGAAACUUCUUGAAGCGGGCAUAAUCUACCCUAUCUCCGAUAGCAAGUGGGUUAGCCCGGUUCAAGUUGUUCCAAAAAAAGGGGGCAUGACCAUUAUCAAGAACGAUAAGGGUGAGACCAUUUCUACAAGGUCGGUCACCGGGUGGAGAAUGUGCAUAGACUAUCGAAAAUUGAACAAAUCCACUCGGAAGGACCACUUCCCUCUCCCCUUUAUCGAUCAAAUCUUGGAAAGGUUGGCAUCACAUAGUCACUAUUGCUUCUUGGAUGGGUAUUCGGGAUUCCUCCAAAUCCCUAUCCUACCCGAGGAUCAAGAGAAGACUACAUUCACAUGCCCUUUUGGCACCUUUGCUUAUCGAAGGAUGCCAUUUGGAUUAUGUAAUGCACCUUCUACAUUUCAAAGGUGUAUGAUGUCUAUCUUUUCCGACAUGCUUGAAUCAUCAAUCGAGGUAUUUAUGGAUGACUUUUCUGUUUGCGGUUCAUCUUUUGACACUUGCCUAAGUAAUUUGAUUAAAGUGUUAAAAAGAUGUCAAGAGGUGAACCUUGUGCUUAAUUGGGAAAAAUGUCAUUUCAUGGUUGAAGAGGGUAUUGUGUUGGGACAUGUUGUUUCUAGUAGGGGCAUUGAGGUUGAUCGUGCCAAAAUUGAGGUUAUUGAGCGCCUCCCUCCCCCCACUAAUGUGAAGGGUAUAAGGAGUUUUCUUGGACACGCGGGUUUUUACCGCCGGUUCAUUAAAGAUUUUUCCAAAAUCGCUAAGCCGCUCACUCAAUUGUUGGUAAAGGAUGCCCCUUUUGUGUUUUCUAAUGAUUGUUUGCUAGCCUUUGAUAGGUUGAAGGAAGCUUUGAUCACGGCUCCCAUCAUUCAACCACCGAAUUGGGAGCUCCCUUUUGAACUCAUGUGUGAUGCUUCGGACUAUGUCGUUGGAUCUGUGCUUGGGCAAAGGAAGGAUAAAAAGCUCCAUGCCAUCUAUUACACUAGCAAAACUCUUGAUGAAGCACAAAGAAACUACACAACGACUGAAAAAGAGCUCCUAGCCAUCGUCCAUGCUAUCGAAAAGUUUAGGUCUUACUUGGUGGGCUCCAAAGUUAUAGUCUUCACCGACCAUGCGGCUUUGAAGUACUUGCUGUCCAAGAAGGACGCUAAACCACGGUUGAUUAGGUGGGUCUUGCUCUUACAAGACUACGAUAUAGAAAUUCGGGACAAGAAGGGUGCCGAGAAUGUAGUAGCCGAUCAUCUCUCACGGCUACCGAUCGUAGAAGGUGAAAUUGAAGCUUUGCCAAUUGAUGAUUCAUUCCCGGAUGAUCAAUUAUUCGCAAUCAUUCAAGCCCCGGCCCCAUGGUUUGCGGAUAUUGUAAAUUACUUGGCUUGCUCCAUCCUUCCUCCCGACCUCACCUAUCAACAAAAGCGGAAGUUCCUCCAUGAUGUCCGCCAAUACUUUUGGGAUGACCCCUUGCUCUUCAAACAAGGUGUUGAUGGUCUUUUUAGAAGGUGUGUCCCCGACGAUGAAAUUCAUGAAGUUAUCACAAUGUGUCACUCCUCACCUUGUGGAGGACAUAUGAGUGCUAACAAGACAUUGGCGAGAAUAUUGCAAUGCGGUUUCUAUUGGCCCUCUAUGUUCAAGGACGUAUGGGGAGUUGUUAAAGCUUGUGACCGGUGUCAAAGGACCGGUAAUUUGUCAAGAAAGAACGAAAUGCCUUUGAAUAACAUUUUAGAGCUGGAAAUUUUCGAUGUGUGGGGAAUAGAUUUUAUGGGACCUUUCCCAUCCUCUUUUGGGAACAAAUACAUUUUGGUGGCCGUCGACUAUGUAUCAAAGUGGGUUGAAGCGGUUGCAUCUCCUACAAAUGAUGCUAAGGUAGUAGUCAAGUUGUUCAAGAAAGUCAUUUUCCCUAGGUUUGGUGUGCCACGUGCCGUAAUAAGUGAUGGAGGAUCGCACUUUGCAAAGCGAUCUUUCAAGGCUCUCCUUGAAAAAUACGGAGUGAGGCACAAGGUGUCAUUGGCUUACCACCCUCAAACAAGUGGUCAAGCUGAAAUUUCAAAUAGGGAGAUUAAGUUGAUACUAGAGAAGACGGUGAAUAGGUCAAGGAAGGAUUGGUCAUCAAGGUUGGAUGAUGCUCUAUGGGCCUACCGCACCGCCUUCAAGACUCCUAUUGGCACCACCCCUUACAAGCUCGUUUAUGGGAAGUCAUGCCAUCUACCGGUGGAACUGGAACAUCGUGCGCACUGGGCUAUCAAAACCUUGAAUUUUGAUAUCCAAUCCGCCGGAGAAAAGAGGAUGCUUGACCUCCAUGCCUUGGAAGAGUUGAGGUUAGAUGCAUAUGAGAGUGCAAAGAUCUACAAGGAGAAGACCAAAGCAUGGCACGACAAGCACAUCAACAAGAGAGAGUUCAAGGAGGGUGACAAGGUCUUGCUAUUUAACUCCCGGUUGAAGUUGUUUCCGGGAAAGCUAAAAUCAAGAUGGAGUGGCCCUUUCACCAUUACAAAGAUAUUCCCAUAUGGCGCCAUUGAGAUUUCCAACGACAAAGGUGAACCAUUCAAAGUUAAUGGCCAAAGGUUGAAAGCAUACUUCGAUGGUUUCGUGCAAGAAGAAACAAAGGUAGUUCAUUUAGAUGAAUUUGAUAUCCCUCGUGAUUGAAAACGUAAUAUGGUCAAGCUAGUGACAAUAAAGAAGCGCUUCCGGGAGGCAACCCGAGUAUUUUAGUAAUUUUACUCAA
Molecule: messenger RNA, 5593 nt
Organism: Chenopodium quinoa (quinoa)
Lineage: Eukaryota; Viridiplantae; Streptophyta; Magnoliopsida; Caryophyllales; Amaranthaceae
Exons: 1
Coding region: 49-5514 (1821 amino acids)
Biological process (GO): DNA integration
Molecular function (GO): nucleic acid binding
Source: RefSeq, a predicted model, not a curated record